GUAAAAAAUGCCAGUAAACCGAGAGAAGAAGAAGAACUACAGGACCUCCGACCAAACUGUCACCAAGGAGACCACCGAGCUGUCACUACUACUCAGUGCUGUUAGUCAGAGAACAAAGAAAUGUCGUUUAUAUUUGACUGGAUCUACAAGGGGUUUAGCAAUGUUUUACAGUUCUUAGGCCUGUACAAAAAGAGUGGGAAGCUGGUGUUCUUGGGCCUGGACAAUGCUGGCAAAACAACACUGCUGCACAUGUUAAGAGAUGACCGACUUGGCCAACAUGUACCCACACUGCAUCCAACUUCUGAGGAGCUGACAAUCGGUGGCAUGACAUUUACCACUUUUGACCUGGGAGGACACGUACAAGCACGAAGAGUUUGGAAGAACUACCUGCCCGCUGUGAAUGCCGUCGUCUUCCUUGUAGACUGUGCAGAUCAUGAAAGACUUGCAGAAUCCAAGACUGAGCUGGAUGCUCUCCUGGCAGAUGAAACCAUAGGCAACGUACCAGUGUUGGUGCUGGGAAAUAAAAUUGACCGCCCAGAGGCCGUCAGUGAGGGAACUCUUCGAGGAGCCUUUGCACUCGAUGGCCAAGUUACAGGAAAGGGUAAUGUAUCUUUGAAGGAGCUGAACAUUCGGCCGCUGGAGAUCUUCAUGUGCAGUGUUUUAAAAAGACAGGGCUAUGGGGAAGGUUUCAGAUGGUUAUCGCAGUACAUUGACUGACCUGCUUGUCUGGGGGCGUAACCAGGAGGGAUUUUCUUGACCCAUUUUUUCACGACACAUGGCAAAGAAAUAAGUCUCUUUGGUCGCGAAUGUUUCUUUGCCAGAAUCAGUCAGCCCAAAAUUUUAAUUGUGUUUUUUUUUUUUUUCUUUUCUUAUUUCAUUCUUAAAGCAUUUAUUCAGGGUUUAAGGUUUCAAUGCAGACUUUUAAAAGUGGUUCAUGGUGAACUGUUCCGUUAAUGUGAGUGGUCCAACUGCAUGGCAUGAUGAUUGGAUGACAUCAAACCUGAUUACAGAACAUGUGCAGCUUCACAUUGGGCUAAGUAUCGUAGACGUCGUUGUUGCUUUAUUAGUUAUAUCACAGACCUGCUAGUUUAUGUUUUCAGGUAAGGUGUAAGGCCAAUUAGAUUAAUGACUAAUUAAAGUUACAGUGUGACAAUUGUAGCAACAAUUAUUGGUAUAAGUGGCAUGUCUUUCACAUCACCCGCCCCCUCCAAGUGUGUUCCCGUCAGCUAGCAUCAAAACAUGAGGUCCAAAAUGGCGGCCUUCAUAGCGCUUACCCAGCUCCUGAUAUAAAUAUAAAAGUCUCAUCAUGACGUACAGUACAGUUGUAUUGUAGUAGUUAUUUUCACCUAAAUUUUACACACUGGACUGUUAUUUUCGUUGAAGUUAAUGUUAAAAUAAAAGACAUUGUGUUGCCAAAGAUCUUUGACAAUGAGUGGAGGCUGGGUAGAUGCAAAAUAACACAUAUCCUAUUUAAAACAACAACAAAAAAAAAAAAAACCAGCAUGUCCCUCAAAUAAAGGCAGAGAUGAUGACGUAAACAGUCUGAUCAGCUCACUGACGAGUGUCUUGUGAUUAAUACACUAUUCACUUUCAGUGUCCUGGAGUUUCUUGUUAUUCUUGGCUCUGACACUUACUUUUUUCCCCAUGUUUUGAACAAAGUGGAGGCAGCCAAGUUGUCUACGUGGACAAAUAAAGUCUUUCUAGUUGACUUUGGGAGGUUCGUACGGCGUUUCUAUGACUUUCAGAGACUGCCCUUGCUUUGUAACAGCGUGGCAGCGCUGUAAUAGGAAUGUGGUGCUCUUGAAGAGGGAUGAGUGACGGCUGAAGGACAGAUAUAUAAUAUACAUAUAGACCUGAAUUGAAAAUCCAGAGCUUGACCUACUGUAUGUCUGCAUAGCACUCUACACUUUUACUUGAACUCAGAAUGUACAUUCAAUUCCUAUGUGAUAAACUUUGUUUUUAUUUUCUAUUUAAUCCUCGAUCAUGGAGCCUGAAUGAUGUGUAAAAUGUGAUGUAAUCAGCGUGAAAGCUGUGCAACAUUAACGCGGUGGAAAUGCUGAAGAUAAGUACUUUUUCCAUGAUCUGAGAAGAUGUGAGAGUGCGCCUGCAAACAUUAAUAUGCUUACCUGUAAAUUAUUAUUCUAACCUAACUCGGGACGUUGACACAUUUUUGUUCUUCGGUGUAUCUUCUGUAAAUGUAAAUGUGCCUAGAUGUCUACAAUGAUUUGUACAAAUUUAUAUCCUCAUUUUAAAUAGUUGGGAAUAGAUGAGGGGGCACACGCAGCAUAUGUUCAUCUGUGUCCUGUGUGCUGUUUUCUUUACUCCAGGUUUACUCCUCCUUUGAACAGUAUUCUGUAUCAGUCGCUGUAAAUUGUGUACAAUACAGAUGUAAAUGUUUGUACAGUAAAUGCCCUUUGGCUGACACCAGAAAGUUUGUAACAGAAUCAACUCGAGUAGGAGCAGUUUGUGUCGAGAUUUGUUUUCACUCUGACAUAGCAUAAAAAUCUAAAUGACA
Messenger RNA from Solea senegalensis (Senegalese sole), 2515 nucleotides. It is a transcript of the gene sar1aa, whose product is annotated as secretion associated, Ras related GTPase 1Aa. Gene Ontology annotation, biological process: intracellular protein transport; membrane organization; vesicle organization. The record is from RefSeq and is a predicted model, not a curated record. Lineage: Eukaryota; Metazoa; Chordata; Actinopteri; Pleuronectiformes; Soleidae. The coding region runs from base 121 to 717 and encodes 198 amino acids. The transcript has 7 exons. Gene Ontology annotation, cellular component: COPII vesicle coat; endoplasmic reticulum exit site. Gene Ontology annotation, molecular function: GTPase activity; GTP binding.